Messenger RNA from Paraglomus brasilianum, 1698 nucleotides. Lineage: Eukaryota; Fungi; Glomeromycota; Glomeromycetes; Paraglomerales; Paraglomeraceae. The record is from the annotation of a GenBank genome assembly.
AUGUCCGCUGAACUAGAUUUGUCAAUUAAGUCAUAUUUCGAUAGUACGCCUGUUUCAUUAUGGUCGUAUUUGGGUUUUCUAAAGACAUUGAAAUCUUAUUGCAUCUCGAAAGAAUAUUUGCUGGACGAUCUAAAGUCCAUUUGGAGGAAGCGAUAUAUAAACUUUCUAAGUAACUUUCUUGAGAAAGAACAUGAUAAUGAUAUCAAAAAUCGUGUAACUAUUCUGAUUCGACAGGGGUGCCGUCCUCUCUGUGGUAUGGGGUGCCGUUCCUCAGCACUGUAUCUCACGAUCUUCUCUGCUGUUGCACGGCCUAGGGAGGGUGCCGUCCUUCUCGAGAAGCAUCCACCUGAAGAAGAGAGUUUUUGGGAUGGUGUCAAAAUAGAGAGAGAGUUGAUGAUAAAAGAGGAUAUUUUCGAUAAGAAAUCGCAGAUAGAAGCGUUGGAUGUGCUCUGCGUUUCUCGUAGCCAGAAAUCUAAUGAGUAUGUUAAUAAAGUAAAUUCACGCCUACUGAAACAAGCUGAGAUAUCAAGAGAGAAAGAAGUGGGUACCAUAAUAGGACAAAAGCGAUCUUACGAGGAAGACUUACCUUCGACACCACCGGGCAAGAUCAGAACAAUCAGUACGGAAGUGGAUAACGAUUUAGCGUUCAGUGACGAGACAAACAUCGCUAAUAGCGAGGGUGAUGAUUUGUCUCCCGAUGACGAAAUUGAUGAUGUAUCAGCUGAAGUCCAACAGUUUAUUGCGAAAAUGAAGAGAGUGAAGCACCGUCUUUUUGAUUAUCAUAUUGUCAACCUUUCUGAGCAGAAUCAAAUGGACCCAGUUAACAAAACCUUUACAGACGAUGAGAAGAAAACGAUGAGAAAAUUCUGGGAACUUGGUGAGCCAUCGGCUGAAGAGAAAUUAAACACUUUACGUCGAUCAAAAUGGGAUAACAGCAUAAAACAACUUGUUAAUAAAUAUACGUCUGCAGUUGAGCUCAGAUCGAUUUUUGACGAAGAAGAAUCGCCAUCAGAGAUUAUUUUUGAAAGGCCGUUUAAAGGAAAGCUUGUAUUUAGGACUCAUUAUGACCUGUUGUGGAUUCAGGACGUUUAUAAGCGAUUUAUACUCCUAUUUGCCAUGCCAUUCAAUGCACUUCUUGAUCCGGAUGCAACUGAGUUUGCAUAUAGGGAAUCAUUCGUCAAUCCAAUCAUUCCUAAAGCAUUCGACGAUGUGAGCGCUACUAUCAGAUUUAAAACCGGGGAGGUGGAAAGUACCUUGCGAAAACAGCACAGAGACGAGACUAAAGGGCAAAAGCCGCGUGUCAACGUCGGGACGAACCAUGACGGAAUCCUCAAGAUCUGCAUGAAUGCUAAAGAAAUAGAAGUGGGUUUUUUGGAGGUCGUGGGAAAUGCAGUGUUGGUGGAUGUGACCAAACACCAUAAUGUCAUGGAUAAGUUACUUAAAGCAAUGCAAAUAUCGAUCUUUUACCAAAGACGGUAUCAUCUGCAACGCAACGCAACAGAAGAACAGCUUGAAUGCAUCCAGAGUUAUGGAGUGCUUGUAUAUCAGCGUGAAACAACAAUUUAUACAAUGCAUUUCAAAGGAGGAUUGCAUAUUGUUGACAUUCUCACAAGUUUCAUAAUCCCAGACAAUGCUGACCAAGCAUAUGUAUUGGCCGAAAUUAUGGAAAAGGUGUAUUUUUUUAAGGUAUCUAUCUAG